UUGAUUAUUACUUUACCUACGUGGUGGAUGGCCACCAUUACACGUGUCUACCCAACGAUUCCGUAUCCGGUUAGCGUACGGUCAGCAACGCGACUUCUAUCUGAGAGGCAAGAUCUCCAUCCUCCCAUCUCCACCAACUUUACCUUUACCCACAACCCGCCGCAGCGCUACUCUAUCAUCAAAAAGCCUGGCUCGUUGGCUUCGCAAUAACAAGAGUAUCGCUGUAGCGAGUCAAUUCUUCACAAUUCCAGUUGCUGGGCAGGUCAGCCAGCUAAAGGCGGCACCAAAUUUUGGGUACUCUCCGUUACGAUUUGAAUCCCCAUGUCUGACUUGCAGGAGUUAUUUGCUCGGUUGAACGGCCAGGGCGCAGCCUCACCUGCUGGUGUCACUGGCAAUCAACCUGGCUACCGUCAACCCAGCGUCUCUUCACCAAUCUUUUCCCCUUCCCCCGGCGGUCCUCAACCACAUCACGGUUCGGCCAUCAUGUCGCCCAACUCGUCCAUGGCAAACACCCCCGUCCCCGAGGCUGGUGCUCAACAGCAACAGACGCCGCAACAGCAGUCUGCUCAGUUGCUCAACUUGCUGCGCUUCAAUGCCCAACCUUCCCAGCAGAGCAUCCCGCCGCAUCGUCGUUCUUCGUACAAUACACAGGUCUCCGACAGCGCUGGUAGCCAUGGCCGUCAGCCAUCCGCCUCUGACUUGGUAGCUAGCUUUAUGAGUAAAGCCGCCUCUCCGCCACCGCAGCACAGUGUAGCUCCUGUUCCAGCUGUCGCGCGAUCAGACGGCCCCUCUGGCUCAUCCGACAACCCCCAAGAUAUCUUGCUUCGACUUCUCAAUCAUCCCAAGCCAGCGCAGCCGGACUCGGCUCGGCCUGCAUUCCCGUUCUCACCACCACACGCCCAUGCGCCAGAAACGGCCGUGGACGACUUGGCCCAGGACUUUGCAGAUGCGGAGGUUGAGAAUCUACACCCGGACCCGAAUGCUAGAGACGAAGCAGGAUCGACUAUGCCGUCCAUUGGUUCCGACAUUGCAGCUGGUCCCAAGCCCACCUUCACUUACGUGAACCCAUUUGACAAGCUUGAGGCUGCCAGCCCCCGCACCACGCCACGAAACCGUACGCCUGUGCCCUCAAGCUCCAGAAGUGGUCCACAAAGGAUCGAGAUCCUCAAGCCUAGACACGCAGCUGAGGUACCAUUCACUAGCGGCCAAGGUCAGAACAACCACGCGGAGAAGCACCAAGGAAUGUCGCCUGCGCAGACUGCUUUGCCGCACGAAACUGUGGCUGAAGCAGUCAGCGAUCUCGCCGAGCAGAUCGGCGAACAGGUUGACGAGGCUCUUGCCGAGGCAGAGUUGCAAUCUGAGGUCCAACUGGCCAAGGAGCUCGAGAACGUCACAGCUGAAGAUGUGAAAGAGAUUGAGGAGGCAAUCAUUGAGACUGCUGUUGAAAUGGAGAAGGAACUCCAGGACAAUGAUGCCGCACAGGCUCUUGAGGAGACGGUUGGCGAACCAGUCGCCGAGGCUUUGAAAGAAGUUGUUUCCCAGAUCUCUCAGGCUGAAGCUGGCGAUAUUGCUGACAGCUGGGAGAGUGCUGAAGCAGAGGAUAACACAUCGAAAGAAGGCGACGAGACGGUAAUAGUCUACCGCUUCCCGAUGACAGCAUUCUCUUCUCUCACCAUCCAGAACAUGCCUGAAAAGCGUGCUACUUUCCGCCCUGGUGCCCUUAUGGAUAUCGCUCGCCUCAAGAAGGAGUUCGAUCAAAUCGAUAGGUCUUUGGUCUCCGCAAGUAAGAACUUCAUUGUGUAUGCUUUGGUCAAGAAGGGCGGUUUCAAGAUCAUUCGUCAAGAGAACGGCCAGUAUCGUCAGGUUUUCGAGAACCACCAGGAGCGGAUUUUCAAUAUUGCUAUGUGCACUAAUAGCGAAGAUCUUGAGCGAGAGCUAGAGAGCAUACUUGGUAUCGGAGUUAAUGGCUCUGUUUUCUGGACAUCGCUAGAGGCGGGUCGUGAUGAUCAUUUCAGCGACAAUCUCGAUACUCAAGGAAUUGUGCUUCCGCCCUCGCCCUCGCAAGACGACAACACGUCUGGCGGUCAGUUGAAAACGCGGGCCAAGCCAUCUUCGCGCCAUCCUGAAUUCUUCGCCGUGGGUCGUGGCAAGUCCAUCCACAUCGUUUGGCCCAAGGUCGCUGCUCAAUACGUUCGUGGAGGCAAGGGCAUUUGCCAUACUGAGAAGUAUCUCAAGGAACGGUCACUGAAGAUCCUGACUGGUAAGGCCGGUAAGGACUUCACGUUCAGUGAGGAUGACACAGUUAUCGUCUCUCUCGACAAGGCCGGUCGCAUGCGCUUUUGGGAUAUUCGUCGCUUGACUGACCCCAGCCUUGGUAUUCCCGCCAACCCACCCCACCCUGUUGAAGUGUCUGAGACCUUGUUGGAGUUCCAUACGACCUCACCAAGUGCCAAAUCAUGGCCCACCUCGGUUUUCUUCUUCGACAAGGACAAACCAUUUUCUAAGGGCAUUGCCCUCCGUUAUGUCAUGGUUGGAAUGAAGCAGAAUCACUCUUUCCAGCUUUGGGAUUUGGGCCUUGGCAAAGCAGUGCAAGAGAUCAAUCUUCCGCAUGAGAAGGAGUCUGAUGCCAUUUGCAGUGUAUCUUUCCACCCUAAGACGGGGAUCAUGGCGGUGGCUCAUCCUACACGUAACUCUAUCUUCUUCAUCCAUGUUUCUUGUCCACGAUACAAUCUCCCAGUCAUGAACCAGGCGGUUUAUAUCAGUCGCCUCGCCGGCAAGGGUGAGAGGGGUGCAACGCCAUUUCCACCCGUUAAUGCUACUGCCAUCAUGACCAGCAUCGCAGAGUAUUCCUUCGCACCCAAGGGCGAAAUUCGUAGCCUUCAUAUGCUCAAUGAGCCGGCAGGCCCCCCUGACAGCGACGAUCCAGAUGAUAUUGCCCUUUUCGAACUAUACGUUAUGCACUCUAAGGGUGUAUGCACUAUUCGCGUUCGACGAAGUGACCUAGGAUGGAAGAAGGAAGGAGAGCCAUUGCAUCCCAGAGAUGCGAAGUCUGAGGGCAUCAUCACAAUGAGUCAACUAAAGCCGCCACAGUCAGCUGCGGACGAGUCUUCCACUGGCGGUGACACGCCAGCUCCAAAGUCGACUUCAGAUCGCUCUGUACGGGAGAGCAUCAAGAAGGAGAGCAGCAACGUCUCCCGCCAAUCAAUGACACCAGAAGCUGCCAUGCGUGCUUCGACUCUUGCUAAGGUUGAAAGCAAACAAGACGCCGCUCGAGCUGCUAUCAUGAACGGCGGAGAGAAGUCUGAAAAGGAAAAGAAAAAGAAGAAGCGAUCUGCUGCAGACACUGCUUCUCAGAUUUCCACCGCUCAACGAGCGCCUCCGCCCUCAUACGCACAAGCUGCACAAGCUCCGCCUCUUUCCAAGUCACCUACUCCCCCAGAGCCGGCAGUAUCCGAGAACGCACUCUCUCGGGCUUCCGAAACUGAACCGCCAGAGUGGGCAAAGAAGCUUUUAGUUCCCAGUGCGCAUCAAUCUUUCGCGGCCACAAGCUCUUCGUCAGCAUCUACUGUUGACUCUAAGAGGAUUGAAGAAAUCGUCCAGACUGAGGUCACCAAAGUCUUUACUCGCGAGCUCGAAGUUUUGUACAAGCGCAUCGACGAAGACAAGCGUGUCAUGAAUGCCUCUAAUGGUGCUAGACAAGAAGCAGUCCUCCGCCUUGUGUCAAGCACUUUGACCGACAAUGUUGAGGAGGUCUUGAAGAAGAAGGUGGAGCAGCAGCUUCGCGAUAUAGUACUCCCGAAAAUUCUUACACAGAUGUCCUCAGCCAUUGAUAAGAGUGUCAGCGCUAGUUUGAAAGGCGCUCUGGGUAAUCAUCUUGCCAAGGAAGUCCCUGAGGCGGUGUCUCGUGCUCUGAAGAGCCCUCAGAUUGCUCAAUCAAUUUCUGAAGCGAUGACCGUCAAAAUCGCCAACCAGCUCGAGCCGACUAUUACUGGCGUCACUGGUUCUAUAGUUAAUCCGGCUUUGACCAGCUUUACAACACUGGUAGAGACUCAGAUCGGCAACCAACUACGCCAAGCGCAAGCCCAACGCCAGGAAGAUGCUGCUAAGAUUGCUCAAUUGACCGACACCGUUCAAGCAUUGACGGAUACUAUCCAGUCGAUGGCGGGGGCUCAGUCCCAGCUUCAGGCGCAGCUCGCUAAGCUCCAGCAGUAUCUCGCGGAAUCAUCCCAGACUGCCGCACCUCCUCGUUCCUCGCCUCAAGUGGCACCACCUCCUGCAAAACCCCAAAAGAAAACUCCCGAGCAGUUGGAAACCGAAGAAAUUACACGUCUGUUGACCGAGGGUGACUUCGAACAUGGCACUAUGAAAUGGUUACAGUCAAGCCGCACCACAGAGCUGUUCAACACUGUUUUUGUACAGUGCAAUCCAGCCUAUUUGAGCCAAGUUACUCCUCUGCUCAAUUUAUCGACUGGUGCUGUCGUGACCGAUUCCUUGGACCAAUUCUUACCAGAGCGCCUUGUUUGGCUUGAUGCCGUGCUCAAGAACGUUAAUCCCCAUGAUCCCGAAACAAGCGAUAUCGUACCCCGGAUUAUGGAGGUCAUGACCCAACGUUUGACGGCUACCUACAUCAGACUCAACGAGAACUCUCCCGGAAAUCCUCUUCUUCGUCGCAUUUCUGCUUUGGUCACCAAGGUCAAUGGCAUUGCCCGGAGUGUGGCUCAUUGAGAAGCUAAACUACCGAGCACCCUUCCUUUCUUGUCAGGCCUAUGAAGGCAAUCCUUUGCUUAGGAGUUUGCGUACACGGCUUGCGAGCUGAAAAUGCCGCCUUCCUUUGUACUUGCUUUCACUUGUGGAAGCACAUCUUUCCUUUGUUUUUCUCUCCAUUAUGCACGGCCUCUUCCAAUCUCUCACCCGGUGCUGUUAACGGCUUGCAAUUAGCUUCGGCAGCGUUUCCGGGCGGCGGAUCGGUUUUCAUUAGAUACCCUUUCGUCGGUCAUGGGAACAAUGGGAAAAUGGUAAGGCGUGGUGCAUCAUCUCUCUUCUUUUUGCGAUUUCAACGGUUCGACCGCUCAUUUGGAGCGUUUACAAAAUCGACCUGCGGCCCCAACAUUGGUCAUUUUCCUUGAGUAGAGGCUUUCGGUAUAUCUGAUUCCUGGACGCUGAAAUGCUCUGGGAUAAUCAAUGUGCCAUUUUUGAGCGAAGCAAUA
Molecule: messenger RNA, 5207 nt
Organism: Aaosphaeria arxii CBS 175.79
Lineage: Eukaryota; Fungi; Ascomycota; Dothideomycetes; Pleosporales
Exons: 3
Coding region: 322-4725 (1467 amino acids)
Biological process (GO): deadenylation-independent decapping of nuclear-transcribed mRNA
Cellular component (GO): P-body
Molecular function (GO): protein binding
Source: RefSeq, a predicted model, not a curated record